Sebastes umbrosus (honeycomb rockfish) is the source of this 2060-nucleotide messenger RNA. RefSeq lists its product as uncharacterized. Lineage: Eukaryota; Metazoa; Chordata; Actinopteri; Perciformes; Sebastidae. The record is from RefSeq and is a predicted model, not a curated record. The transcript is spliced from 2 exons. Bases 377 to 1480 code for a protein of 367 amino acids.
AUGCAGAGGAGGUCUCUGGCACCAUCUAGUGGCGAGUGAAAUGCAAAAAUCCCUUUACUUCAUCAUCAUCUGAGCAGCAACUUGCCAUCCCUUUUCAUGUUAAUGUAAAGUUGCACUACGGACGAUGAAAACAAACCGGCCUUGCUGUGAGCGUGCACACAGGCUGCCACUAAGAUGGAGAUAAUCAGAGAUCACUGCGCUGCACUGUGACCCUAAUCUGCUUAAUGACAUUAUGGCAGCUAAAACCUACUCCAACCGCAGCGUCACUGGCUCAGGUGGACCAAACACACACAAGGACGAUAACAACAACGAGAUCGUUUUUCCCGCGCUGCAAGAAAUGAUUCAACUCCUAAAAUAAAACUAAUUCAAGCAGGAUAUGUUUCCCAAACCUGGGGCUCCCCGGCGAGAAGAAAUGUUGACCAUCCAAGUUAAAAAUACCUUGUUGCAUCUGAAUGGUCAAAACCUCCGACUGGCAGCUAAAAAUGGCCGCCAUCUGUCAGCAGCACAUGGGAAGGAGACAGUGGGUCGGCUUACGGCCUGCUUGCCGACUCAGGGGGGCACGGCACAGUUGGACUCGUCGCUGCUCAAGUCGCCCAGGCCUGACUCAGAGAGGAAGGCCGAGAACCAGCCAGUCAGACGCCCUCUGAAGCUCGCCCCGCUGGAGCUGCCAGAGGAGGUGAGGGAGGCUCAGAGGCAAAAACUCAAGUUUAUCCAGCCGGAAGCCAAACCUGCUUCCCGUAAGCUGGAUGUGACGGCGAACGAGCCGCGUACAAGGAAGGUGAAAUCCAGUGUGAGACAGAGAGCGGUGAAAGCUGCAGUGUGCCCUUCUGCUUGCACUGAGCCACUCAAAGCCCAACAGCACAACACAUCUUCAAGGCCCCAGCUGGCUCCCUCCAUCCCCGUAGAGCAGAGUGGAGACAAGCAUCUGGUGGACGUGGUGUGUCGAGGUACCCCAGCUCCUCUGCGCAGCAAGCCUGCCCCCCCUGUACUUUCUCCCCGAGUUAAAACUCAGGCUGCACGUGGCGCAGAGGUGGCGCGCCAAAACCCCAGCAUCCCCCAGCAAGAGGCGGGAAGGAGGCGGCUGAGGCUGAGGAGAGCACAAUGCCUAGAAGAGGAUCAGUGCAAUUCAAACACGUCAACAGGGGGAUUAUCUGCAGAUAAAGGCAAGCUGGCCCAAGGUGGCCAAGGUAAAGGGCAGCGAGCGGAGAGGGCUCCCAGAGUCCAGCUGCAUGCUGGGAAAGGCAUCAAAGAGCCUCCUGCAGCCUCCCGGGAGCACGCAAGUGUCAGGAAAAGCCAUCAAGAGGAUUGCAGUCAGCAAUCUGCAAGAUGCACUCUGCAUCGACAGUCGGCCGAAGGAGGAAGCGGUGAACGUGCGCUGGACGGUGUGAAGCCAAAUGCUUCUAACUGGAGAUUAAAGAGGAAAAAAACAUUGAUCACAAAGCCUACCAAUGCAGUCCAUCUGGAGCGUCUCCAACUGUGAUUAAAUUGGAUCUUUCACUUUUGCAGCUCGGGAUUUUAUGAAAUGAUGUCAUGCUUAGAGAUGCGCUUGCGUCAUGAGGAGACCCACCAGAAACAGGUUUAUAUCCCAGUUAGGAGAUUGGAUAUUUAUGCUGCAAUCUAUUGCAAGUCGGAGGUUGUUAAUUCCUAAAUGUGUCCCAGUGCAUCUAUUAGGGCUGGGACAAUACACCUAUCUCCAGAUUCUAUACUAUCACGAUACUUGAGUGCCGAUACAAUAUGUGUUGCGAUUUUUAAGUAUUGCGAUUCUAUAAGUAUUGCGAUUCGAUUUUACGAUUUAUUGCGAUUUUUGUUAACUUUUUUAACACUAGACCAUAGGGAAAAGUUGAAUCAUACACUUCUAGGGACUUUUUUCGAGUUCCGAGUACAAUGGAUUGCAGCAUACUAACCAGUGAUGUGAAGGAUACAUGAACCAAAUAAUGUAAUUUACUUGGCAGGUGAAAAAAACACAUGUAGGAAUCAGAAAAUGUUUUCUGAAGCUGUGCCAUUAUAAGCUGCUUUACACACGCUACAUCAUGAGCAAAUAAAGCUGUUUUUAAAACAUA